This is a messenger RNA of Acanthopagrus latus (yellowfin seabream), 1507 nucleotides long. RefSeq names its product golgin subfamily A member 6B-like. The record is from RefSeq and is a predicted model, not a curated record. Lineage: Eukaryota; Metazoa; Chordata; Actinopteri; Spariformes; Sparidae. Bases 395 to 889 code for a protein of 164 amino acids. The transcript is spliced from 2 exons.
AUGAAAGAAAAACAGGUCACGCGCAGGAAUUCACCUUCCAUUGACAAUAAGUGGUUACCUGACAAAUCCUGACUGCAUCACUCGCCUUCAUACAUGGCCACACCUGCUAGUCUAAGCUGGCUGCUACAUUAUACAUUUCACUUAUGUUAUUUGCCACUUCUAACGUUAAUGCAAAACAAUCAAAGCCAAAUAGAACCUCCACAGCAACAUUCCAUUCCGGGCCUAUAUAAAAGCAGAUUCAUAGGACAGCAGUUCUGGAGUCCUAUUUUUUAUCGAACAAAGACACGGCUGUGUUAACGUGAGAAAGAAAAGUGAGGAACAACGUGACAAUAUCUGUUUAUCAGAGAAAAGCAACAACAGUAUUUUUCUGAGACAGAAUAUACCAGCUGGGCGAAUGGAGUACUCUAGCAAGUGCCCCACAGACAUGUCUCAGGAGAGACUUAUCCAAGAGCUCGAAGACACCAAAGAGCAGCUGAAAAAGCAGAAAACCCUGAAGGAAAUGUACAUCAACAGGGGGAAAGAAACCACCAGAGAGCUGGAGCGGCUGAGAAAGUACAGCGAUGAUGUUUAUCCUUAUAAUAAUCUCAUCUUAUCUAUCCGGUAUGAGACUGAUGUCACUGAAGUCAGACAGCAGGUUGAGACUCUUCAACACGAGCCUCAGAAAGAAGCCCAGCAAAGAAAGCUCCUUCAACAACAACCCAAGGAGCUGAAAAUGGCACAAACAUCCAGCCAGGACAAGUUUACUGCUGAGCUCCAGGUGGAGCAGCAGAAGAACAAGCUUCUUCAAGACAAACUGGACAGGAUCAGCGAAGAGUAUGAAUCUGAAGAGGAUGACCGAGGAAAUCAAGAAUCUCCAGCAAAACACCCUGGAGAAGGAGGAACGUUAUGAGAGACAACUGGAGGAGAUGAAAACUCAGCUUACUGUUCAGAUCUCUCUCAACCUUGAGCUCUCCACAGGGCUUACAGUGUUGAAGGAAGCUGAAGUCCCCGAGGAGAAGCCAUGUGAGCAGGAGUCCAUCGCUACUGUCUCUGCCCCUAAACUUCUGGAGGUGACCAAAGUGUCCAAAGAGAAGGCGUGUGAGCAGGACUCCAUUGCUACUACUCUUGCCCUUGAACCUCUUGACGUGACUCAAGUCUCCAAGGAGACUAACCAAGGCAAAACAAAAAAAGUCUUUGUCGUUUCUGAGCUCUCCUCCUCAAAAGUGUCGGCGUGUAGUUUGAUGAUAAAAGAAUUCUGCGGAGGCAAGGCUGGGUGGAAUGAUAAAUCUUUAUUAAAACAAAUCUCAAGCCCUGCGUCCUAAUCAGAAACGGCCGCUUUCUGAUAUUCUCAGAUUUAUGGAAAAAGCAAUGCCAAAAUGCUUCGCCCUCUGCCCUAUCAGAAUUCCUAUAUCCUUUGAUCUUAGGAAUUCUACAAGUAGCUACCCCUUUCUUCCUGUGAGUCCCUUCUCCAGUACGCCCACUUCUUCUAAUUGGUCACUUUGCCAAAUUAUCCAGUAGACUAAAAGAU